AUGAGAGCACAUAUAAUUUUUUGGCUUUUCUUUAUGCUAUUCAGCUCCAUAAAUUCCAGCACUAAUAAUUUUUUGCUGAAUGGCAACUGUCGAGGCCAUCAACGUGCCGUGUUGCUCCAAUUGAAGAACAACUUGAUAUUCAACCCUGAAAAAUCUUCAAAGCUAGUUCAUUGGAACCAAAGUGAAUAUGAUUGUUGCAAAUGGCAUGGUGUAACAUGCAAAGAUGGACAUGUUACAGCCCUUGAUCUUAGUCAAGAGUCUAUUUCCGGAGGACUUAACGAUUCAAGUGCCAUUUUCAGCCUGCAGGGUCUGAAUUUGGCUUUUAAUAAGUUUAAUUUUGUGAUUCCUCAAGCGCUGCAUAAACUGCAGAAUUUGAGGUAUCUCAACUUGUCUGAUGCUGGCUUUGAGGAGCAGGUCCCAAAAGAAAUUGCUCACCUUACAAGGUUGGUUACUCUUGAUUUGUCUUCUUUAAUUACUUCACGUCAAAACCUAAAACUUGAGAAUCCAAAUAUAGAAAUGCUUGUGAAAAACCUUACAGAUAUCACAGAAUUGUAUCUAGACGGUGUAGCAAUAUCUUCCAGCGGAGAUGAGUGGGGUCGUGCUUUAUCUUUAUUGGAGGGUGUUCGUGUUUUGAGCAUGUCGUCGUGCAAUCUCUCAGGACCUAUUGAUUCUUCACUAGCUAAGCUUCAGUCACUCUCUGUUCUAAGAUUAAACAACAACAAAUUGUCAAGCAAAGUGCCUGAUUCCUUUGCAAAUUUCUCCAAUUUAACAAUCCUAGAAAUCAGUAGUUGUGGCUUGAAUGGUUUUUUCCCAAAGGAAAUCUUCCAAAUCCACACAUUAAAGGUCCUUGACAUAUCAGACAAUCAAAAUCUUAGUGGUUCUUUGCCAGACUUCUCACCACUUGCAUCUCUUAAGUACCUAAAUCUUGCCGAUACAAAUUUCUCAGGACCACUUCCAAAUACUAUCUCCAAUCUGAAGCACCUGUCGACUAUUGAUCUAUCUCACUGCCAAUUCAAUGGAACACUUCCCAGUUCAAUGUCUGAGCUCACCCAACUUGGCCUCAUAAAUCUUGUUAGCAUCAAUUUAGGGUUCAAUUCUUUCAACGGGAGUGUGCCAUCAUCUGUUCUUAAGCUCCCAUGUUUGAGAGAACUGAAGCUUCCCUAUAAUAAGCUUUGUGGUAUCUUGGGUGAAUUUCACAAUGCUUCUUCACCUCUAUUGGAGAUGAUAGAUUUGUCCAAUAAUUAUUUAGAAGGCCCUAUUCCAUUAUCUAUCUUUAACCUUCAAACACUUCGUUUCAUUCAACUUUCUUCCAACAAGUUUAAUGGUACAGUAAAGUUGGAUGUCAUUAGAAGGUUAAGUAAUUUAACUGUAUUAGGGCUAUCAUAUAACAAUAUUUUGGUUGAUGUCAACUUCAAAUAUGAUCAUAACAUGUCAUCCUUUCCAAAGAUGAGAAUUCUAGAUUUGGAAUCUUGUAAGCUGUUACAAAUUCCUAGUUUCUUGAAAAACCAAUCCACAAUAUUAUCUAUUCACAUGGCUGACAACAACAUUGAAGGACCAAUACCUAAGUGGAUUUGGCAACUUGAAUCUCUUGUUAGCUUGAAUCUUUCCCAUAAUUAUUUUACAGGUUUGGAAGAAAGUUUUUCGAACUUCAGUUCUAACCUUAACACUGUUGAUCUAAGUUAUAACAACCUCCAAGGGCCAAUUCCUUUAGUUCCAAAGUACGCCGCUUAUUUGGACUAUUCAAGCAACAACUUCAGCUCUAUCAUUCGACCAGACAUUGGGAACCACCUCCCUUACAUGACUUUUAUGUUUCUUUCAAACAACAAAUUUCAAGGACAAAUCCAUGAUUCUUUUUGUAAUGCAUCUAGUCUAAGGUUGCUAGAUCUUUCCCACAAUAACUUUGUCGGGACAAUUCCCAAGUGUUUUGAAGCACUGAGUAGCAGUCUAAGAGUGUUGAAUUUCGGUGGAAACAAGCUUCGAGGUCAAAUUCCUAGUAGUAUGUUUCCAAAUUUAUGCGCACUAAGGUUUGUUGAUCUAAAUGACAAUCUUUUAGGAGGUCCUAUACCAACAUCCUUGAUCAAUUGUAAGGAACUACAAGUCUUAAACCUUGAAAAGAAUGCAUUAACAGGCAGAUUUCCAUGUUUUCUAAGUAAAAUUCCAACAUUGAGAAUCAUGGUUUUAAGGUCAAAUAAGCUGCAUGGGUCUAUCAGAUGCCCAAAUAGCACUGGUUAUUGGAAGAUGCUUCAUAUCGUUGAUCUAGCAUGCAAUAACUUCAGUGGCAUGAUAUCAUCUGCACUCUUAAAUAGUUGGCAAGCAAUGAUGCGUGACGAAGACGUGCUUGGACCAGAAUUCGGCAGUUUGUUUUUUGAAGUUUAUGAUAACUAUCACCAAAUGGGUUUUAAGGAUGUAGUACGGAUGAUGGAAAAAUUUUGUGCUAAGCAAGUGACCCAACUUCUUUUAAAUAUGUCCCAUUCUGAUCUGUAUCAAGUAUUCUCUGACAGGACCGCAGAACAUGUGGAUCUUGGUCGUUAUCAGGAGUCAAUUAUUAUUGUCAACAAAGGUCAUCAGAUGAAGCUUGUCAAAGUUCAAACGGCUUUCACUUAUGUGGAUAUGUCAAGCAAUUACUUAGAGGGACAAAUACCUGAUGAGUUAAUGCAAUUCAAGGCAUUGAUGGCUCUAAACUUGUCACAUAAUGCAUUAACGGGACAUAUACCAUCAUCAGUGGAGAAUUUAAAGCAUCUUGAGUCUAUGGACUUGUCAAACAACUCCUUGAAUGGAGAGAUUCCUCAAGGGCUUUCAAGUCUAUCUUUCCUAGCAUAUAUGAACCUCUCGUUCAAUCACCUCGUGGGGCGAAUUCCUUUGGGUACUCAAAUUCAAUCAUUUGAUGUAGACUCCUUCAAAGGGAAUGAAGGGUUAUGUGGACCUCCACUGACCACCAAUUGCGAUGAUGGUGGAGUGCAAGGGCUGCCACCACCAGCAUCCGAGUUAUCUCCUUGUCAUAAUAACAGUUCAAUUGAUUGGAAUUUCUUAAGUGUGGAGUUGGGAUUUAUUUUUGGCCUUGGAAUUUUCAUCCUCCCCCUUGUUUGCUUGAUGAAAUGGAGGUUGUGGUAUUCCAAUCGUGCAGAUGAAAUGCUUCACAGGUUCAUCCCCCAGCUAGAUUUUGUGUAUGAACAGCAUGAAGGGAAGAGGUGUAGAUCUCUAAGGUGGAGGUACUAGUCGCUUAACUCUUGGUUUCGAAGCUAUAUGUCCAUAAAUUGGACUCACAUCAAUGGUGCAAGCAAAACAUGACUCAGGUGUGGAUCCAUUAUUCGUAUUCCUCCCUUGUUCACUAGGACUCUUUUUCUUCUCAUGUUAGUAUUGUUGAAGCAGAACGAAUCUGAUAGCUAUCUG
Medicago truncatula (barrel medic) is the source of this 3390-nucleotide messenger RNA. Its product is annotated as receptor-like protein 7. The record is from RefSeq and is a predicted model, not a curated record. Gene Ontology annotation, molecular function: protein binding. Bases 1 to 3216 code for a protein of 1071 amino acids. Lineage: Eukaryota; Viridiplantae; Streptophyta; Magnoliopsida; Fabales; Fabaceae. The transcript has 3 exons.